UCAAAACCAUAACCAGAGCUGUGGUAUUGAUCAAUAAUGGGAUCUAUUCCAUCAGAGCCACCUCAUAUCGUGUGCAUUCCAUUCCCAGCACAAGGCCAUGUUAACCCAUUUAUGAACUUGGCCAAGCUUCUUCACUCUAGAGGGUUCCAUAUAACCAUGGUUUACACAGAGUUCAACCACAGCCGUCUGCUCCGGUUCAAAGGGCCGGAGGCGGUGAAGAACUCACCAGGUUUUCGGUUUGAGACCAUCCCGGAUGGGGUGCCACCCUCGAACCCAGAUGCCACUCAGAGUGUCACUGAGCUUUUGUACUACACAAAGAAACAUUCUGUGGUUCCGCUCAGGGACCUGAUUGUAAAGCUCAAUUCCACCGAGGGUUUGCCUAAGGUUAGUUGCAUUAUUUCGGAUGGAAUUAUGAGCUUUGCAAUUAAGGUUGCCCGAGAACUUGGAAUUCCUGAGGUCCAGUUCUGGACUGCAUCCACUUGUGGCCUCGUGGCCUAUCUCCAAUUUGGAGAACUUGUCAAAAAGAGCAUCUUCCCAUUAAAAGAUGUGAAAGACGUCAGCAAUGGAUAUCUGGAAGACACUGCCCUAGAGUGGAUCCCAGGGAUGCAGCACAUGCGCCUCAAGGACAUGCCCAGCUUCAUACGAAGCACCGAUCCGGAAGACAUUGCCUUCAACCGGUGGCUGGAAGAAGCCCAAGACAUCCUCACAGGCGAUGCAAUCGUCUUCAACACCUUCGUAGAAUUCGAAGCCGAAGUGCUCGAGACAGUCUCCUCCAUGUUCCCCAACAUCUACAACCUCGGCCCUCUCACCACCCUCAACACCAACCUCAUCAAGAACGAAGUAAACGCCACGAGGCCAAGCCUGUGGAAGGAGAACACCGACUGCCUCACUUGGCUCGACACUCAGAAGCCCAACUCAGUCAUUUACUUGAACUUCGGCAGCAUCGCUGUGAUGACCGAGGACAACUUCAAGGAGUUUGCAUGGGGGCUGGCCAACAGCGGCCAUCCCUUCUUGUGGAUCAUGCGGCCGGACGUAGUGAAGGGCACGAACGGGACCGCUCUGGCAGAAGAGUUUCUUGCAGAGACGAGGGAUCGGAGCAUGAUUGCCCGAUGGUGCCCCCAAGACAAGGUGCUCGCACACCCGUCCGUGGGGGCAUUUUUGACUCAUAGCGGAUGGAACUCAACUUUGGAGGGGAUUUGUGGAGGGGUGCCGAUGCUUUGCUGGCCUUUCUUUGCUGAGCAGCAAGUAAACUGUAGGUACGCGAGCACGACUUGGGGGGUAGGGUUGGAGAUUGAUAGCGAUGUGAAGAGGGAAGGGGUUGAGGCUCUGGUGAGGGAGAUGAUGGAAGGGGAGAAUGGGAAGGUGAUGAGAAACAAGGCAGUGGAGUGGAAGAAGAAAUCGGAGAUUGCUUGUGUUGAAGGAGGAUCGUCUUACGAUGAUUUCGAGCGGUUCGUUGGGUACCUUCUGGAGCUGUCCUUAGUUUGAUUAAGUUAAGCCUGCUUGAAUAUAUUUUCAUCAUCGUCGUUUUCAGAAUAACUUUCAUGGUAUGCAGUAGAUGAUAUAAGUUAAUUAUGAUCUAAGAAUGAUGUAUUGCAUUUAAUUAAGAGCUGCUGUAUCAGUUGUUGGAAAUUAAUUAAAUAUUUUACCUAAGUUUACA
Prunus persica (peach) is the source of this 1657-nucleotide messenger RNA. Its product is annotated as 7-deoxyloganetin glucosyltransferase. Bases 37 to 1485 code for a protein of 482 amino acids. Gene Ontology annotation, molecular function: UDP-glycosyltransferase activity. NCBI's taxonomy places the organism in Eukaryota, Viridiplantae, Streptophyta, Magnoliopsida, Rosales, Rosaceae. The record is from RefSeq and is a predicted model, not a curated record. The transcript is spliced from 2 exons.